UGCAGGGAAAAAUUGUCAUCAAUUCAAACAUUUGAUUACACUUAUUUGAGUCGUAAGUUACAAAAUCCGGAAUAUACCAAGCAACCGUUGAGAUCAGCUGUUUGAAUCUAGCUGCUGCUAUUUAAUCAGCUGAACAUCCGUUCUGUCUUCACACAAAAUCUGUUUUUCGAUCGAAUCUUUUUUCCGAAAUAGCACAUGUCAGAGAUUACCUAUAAUAGAAAGACAAUUGAACUUAAAAUUUUAAACAAACCAAAAAUAUUUUCUUCACAUUAAAAAAUUCGUACGGUUUACUAGUUAAUUCAUUAUUCAAGCCUAAGUAUUACUCCAUCAAAGUAUUUCUUCUACUCAGCUGCUGUCAUAUCAGCGGGGAAGGAAAGUCAAAACGAUUUGUUAUUAGUCUGUUGUUUUUUUUCUGCUCACAAUUUGUGAAAUCUGGACCAUAAAAAAUGUAUUUUGUGGGAAAAAUAAAUUACCCAAAAAGAAUAUGAUUAUCACGAAGUCAACUUUAAUCUAAUCGUUGAAGACACUUUUUGCGUUUUUGUAUUAGAACCAUUCCAUUUUGGACCAGAAUAUUCGAAUAUGGUUUGUUUGUUAUGUUUUGAGUGCACUGGAGACCACAUCUCCUUAUCUAGUACGGAGGGUGAUAAAUCAAAGAUAUCAUCCGUUUUGUUCAAGUAUUUUCGAUUCAUGUUCGAGAAUGAGCCCGCCGAUGGUGAAAUCUGUCGAAAAUGUUGGAUGAAAGUGGAAAUGUUCCAUUCAUUUUAUCAGCACAUCGAAGAGAUUCAAACGACAAUGAUAAAAUUUGACCCGAUAGUUGUUGAAAGUCUUAAUAUUGAGAUGAAGCUCGAAGAUGGAUCGAGUGAGUAUGGACAAAAGGAUGAAAUGACUGAAUUGGACGAUAGAACCGGAUUUCUUACCGAAGACCACCAUACAAAAUUUGAUUCCGACUUUGAUGACAGCUACUGGCAGGGCGAAUUCGAUGACGAUCAAGCUGAAACAUCCACAAAUUUCAAGGUGGAUAAUAUUAAAAUUGAAGAGGAAACCGAUGCUAAAGUAAAUGUAAAGUCUACUAUGGUCAAGAAAAAGACAACGAAAAAACAACAAAAAAAAAGAGGAGUAGUGUCAAAAUCUGAGGCCCGUAGUACAUCCAAUUUAUACACUUGUCCAAUAAAUCAAGCGAAAUGCUUGAGAAAAUUCGAUACAAAAGACGAGCUCAUUGCACACUGUGCCAUGGACCAUAGGCGAUUCCACUGUACUCAUUGUCCAAAUGUGAGAGUGUUUGCCGAUUUGUACAAGCAUUUACGCGAUGUACAUGGCAUUAUCGAAAAUGCCAUUUGCGAGCACUGUGGCCAAAUAUUUGGAUGUAAUCGAACGUUACUUGAGCAUAUCCGGCGAAAGCACACAACCACUGAUCCUGUUCAAUGUGAUAUUUGCAAGGAAUGGUUCAAAAGUCGAGAGACUAUACGAUCGCACAUGAUUUAUGUUCAUAUUCAAGGUCCACAAACGUGUGGAAUCUGUGGAAAAGUGUCGGCGAAUCGAAAAGCAUUACGAACACAUCUUACAAUUCAUUCGGAAGCAUGGAAAGACAAAUACAAAUGUGUCAUUUGUGGCAAAGGUUUUCGCAGCAGUACAAAAUUAAGAGAACAUUCCUACAUUCAUAGCGGAAAAACCGAUGCGUACAUUUGCCAAUUUUGUGGUAAAUCGUUUCGUUUUAAUUCAUCCAUUUCGGCACAUCGCAUGAAAUAUCACCCUGCCGAAAUGGCCCAUGUCAAAGAAAGACUGCAACGCAAAAGAAAUAUGGAAUUUAAAGUUUAAAAUUCGAAUGAAUCUUGAAUUUUUUUUUCGGCCUACGUCCAAAUUAGUUGAACCGUUUUAAAUAUUGCUUCAAUAUUUUUUGAUGGAAUCAAGAGAUGAUUUUUUCUUGAAAAAUUUAAGAAUUCCCUAUUUAUUUCCAUUUGUAUGUAUAUCAAUAAAAUUAUAACAUUUAAAUCAUUGAUGAA
Sitodiplosis mosellana (orange wheat blossom midge) is the source of this 2000-nucleotide messenger RNA. Its product is annotated as zinc finger protein 226-like. The record is from RefSeq and is a predicted model, not a curated record. Lineage: Eukaryota; Metazoa; Arthropoda; Insecta; Diptera; Cecidomyiidae. Gene Ontology annotation, biological process: regulation of transcription by RNA polymerase II. The transcript has 5 exons. Bases 580 to 1815 code for a protein of 411 amino acids. Gene Ontology annotation, molecular function: zinc ion binding; chromatin insulator sequence binding. Gene Ontology annotation, cellular component: nucleus; chromosome.